This is a messenger RNA of Musa acuminata AAA Group (dessert banana), 1512 nucleotides long. RefSeq lists its product as uncharacterized. The record is from RefSeq and is a predicted model, not a curated record. Bases 31 to 1347 code for a protein of 438 amino acids. NCBI's taxonomy places the organism in Eukaryota, Viridiplantae, Streptophyta, Magnoliopsida, Zingiberales, Musaceae. The transcript has a single exon.
CUCCUCGUCCACAUCAACCAGUGAUUAACCAUGGCGCCUCGCGAGACUAUUAUGGCCAUCUUCCUUGCGCUCUUACUUUCUUCGGGCGUGGCGAGAGCCAGGUCAGUGAGGAAAAAUCUGGGUGUGAGCUUGGGGGGCGGCGUCGGGCUCGGCGUCGGCCUGGGGCUUGGCCUGGAUGGUAGCACCGGCACCGGCUCCGGCUCUGCUUUUGCUUCCGGCUCAGGCGCCGGGACGGGCUACGGUGCAUGGUCCGGUCCUAAUGGGGAUUCUUAUGCUUCGUCUGGCAAUGGCGUUGGGUUUGCUUCCGGUUCUGGGAACUGUGGCCACGGGUGUGGUUAUGGUCAGGGCUCAGGUGCAGGGUCGUUUGCUGCCAAUGGCGGCGAUUCGGCCGCUGGCAGUGCCGGCAUUGGGUCCUCCUAUGGUGGUGGAUCCAAUGUUGUCGGUUCCGGUGCUGGCUCAGCUUUUGGUUCUUCUGCCGGUGGAGGAUCCUUUCGUGCGCCUGCUGGUGGCUCGGCUGCUGGCGACGGAAUCGGGUUUGCUUCUGGUUCAAACCGCUGUGGCUCUCGCUGUGGCUCCGGUGCGUCGUCUGCCGCAGGUGGAGGUGGAUCGAUCGCCGGCGGUGGCUCCACCUACGGUGGCGGAUCCGAUGUUGUCGGUUCCGGUAGUGGCUCAGCCGCUGAUUCAACCGCCCGUGGCGGAUACUACACUGCUCCGAGCAGGGGCAGAGCACGCUCCGGCCCGGACUGCGACUCGUCCUCGCCAUCAGGUGGCGGCUCGCAGGCGGGCUCCAAUGCUUUCUCCGGAUCACAGAGUGGAUCUUAUGGCGCGUCGGGCGAGGGCUCGAGCUCCGGUUCUAGUUCUGCCGCCGAAUCCGGUUCCAGCUCCGGCUCGACCUCAGGGACGCAGGGCUCCGGCGCAUGGUCCGGUUCCGGCAGCGGCGCGAGUUCUACGUCAGGCUCGAGCUCGAGGGCAGGCUCGGGGGCCUCUGCUGAAGCGGGAUCAUAUGCUGCUUCAGGAGCAAUCCCCGGCUCCGACGGAGCUUCAUACGCGGCUUCCAACGCCGGCUCUUCAUCGUCGUCAUCCGUCUCCGGAUCAGGGUCCAGCUCGUGGUCUGCUUCCGGUGGAGCAUCAACGUCAGCUUCCAAUGGCGGAUCUGGCUUUGGUUUCGGUCCUUACAAUCCAUGGACUGGUUCCAAUGGGAGAUCAUCCAGUGGCGCAGUAGGUCAUGGAUUUGGCGGUGGGUAUGGCUUUACUCAGGGUCGAGGCUACGGGGCUGCGUCUGGUUCAGGCUACGGCGAGGGGUCUGGUUAUGGAUCAGGGUUUGGCUCCGGGGGUGGCCGCGGUUGACGAAGACGCAUCGGAGGCCUCGACCAACGCAUGCAUGGAUGGGUUAAUAAGCGUGAACAUUGAUAUCUCUACGUUCUUUUGCUUCUGCAUGUGUCGUUCUCGGUUAUGUUCUUUUCCGUUUAUUCUCCUUUCAAUCUUCAGAAAGCUUUGCUAGAACACGUGUGA